This is a messenger RNA of Lactuca saligna, 348 nucleotides long. NCBI's taxonomy places the organism in Eukaryota, Viridiplantae, Streptophyta, Magnoliopsida, Asterales, Asteraceae. The record is from the annotation of a GenBank genome assembly.
AUGGUGAAAAAUACAUUUCGGUCAAGAGUGUUCCCAUAUCGCACAGACACUAGUUUACUUGUAGAAGAUUUAGAGCUCCUUAUCAUGAAUCAACAGUUCAAUGAUGCUCACGACGGUGUCCGUGACAUUUUGCUAUAUAUUCUCAAUCAAGGUUCUCUUGGUGGAGUUAUCUAUGAUCUAAAGCAUACCCUAGAUCAUCAGGGGAAGGAGAAUGUGGACGCUACUUAUCGGAUGCGAAGCUUGGUGAGCCAACAAUUCGGUAGUCCACGGAAAUCAAAUCGAGUAAAUGAGGAUGAUGAUGUGGAUAAUCCACCAGAGUUUGAUUGUAGAAAAAAAAACAAAUCGUGA